CGUGGCUUUCAGAGUAUGACGCGAUCCGCUCUGUUUUGGGACAGGGGACCUGAAAGCUCAGGUGAACUACUUUUACAUGUUUUUCUACCGGAGACUGGCUGUAAAUCAGCCGAUGCAGGCAGCUGUCAUGAGGUGAAGACAGCCUACAUGAUGCGCCAAAUAGGACCGGUGGAGCUGGUGCCAGACAGGCCAGGAACAGAUGAGUCUCUGCGAGUGUGUGUCUACCCUGGGCCCAGCUGCUGUACCAGUAAGAUGGAGGACAGCUACAUGGCGGCUGUUCGCAGUGAGACGCAGCAGAAGAUGCAAUCCUACAGCUUUGAACUUAAGUACCUGAUCGCUGGACACACCAAGGCCUACCAAGACACCUUUGAGUCGCUCGUGUCCUUCACAUCUAACAUGACCAGCACUCUGUUCGACAGCGCCUACUCUGCUCUGGCGUCCGACUGUCGCCCCCUUGUGUUUCGGCUGUUCAGCGACAUCAAACGCCACCUUUCUGGAGACUCCAAUUCCACAUUGGACAACGCUGUGCGUCGGUUCUACAAUGAUCUUUUCCCGUUGGUCUACCGCCGCCUGCUCAACCCUGGGAUCGGCCACCUGACAGCCAAGUCCUAUUUCCCCUCCUCCACAAAUCACGACGACUGCCUGCGGAUGACGCGGCAGGAUGUCAGCCCGUUCGGACCCCAUCCUCGCCUCCUGGUCAGCAGCUUGUCCCGUGCACUCGGGGUGGGCCGAGCACUGAGCCGACUGCUGGUACUGGCUGGAGAGGUCGUGAACGCGACCGAGAAGGCAACGUUAUCCAGAGAGUGUGGGCGAAGCUUAGUGAGGAUGCAGUACUGUUCCCACUGUAGAGGGAUGACACUGAUACGGCCCUGUACCGGACUGUGUGUCAACAUUAUGAGAGGAUGUCUGGUGGGUGUAUCAGAGCUUGGCGCCCCCUGGGGGAGUUUGGUGGUGUUGCUUCAACGGUUAGCUGCUACCUUAGCAACCAGCAGCAACCACAACAGCAUGGAGUUAGCUCUGUUAGCAGUCCGAAAUCAUGUGAAUGAUGCUAUACUGCACGCUCAGCUGCACGGGCCACGAGUUACAGCCACAGUAGAGAAGGUGUGUGGACCCCAGGCAGCUGGUCCCAUGAUGCCAAGUGCAAAUCCCACCACCUCGCAUGUUACACCAUCUGUGAGCCCUUCUACAUCAGUAACCUCAGAGAGGUCCAAUGGGACAUCGCCUCCCUCAGCUCACCAGCGUCUGCAGCCGCAAUCCCGCAGGUCAUUCCUACUUAAAGGCUCCAGAGGAGACAAGAGUCGCAACCUGAAAAAACUGUCAAGGGAGUUUGAGGGCUCUAUCCAGCGGUACCAGUGGUUUUUCUCAGAGCUGCCAGAGAUGCUAUGUGAAAGUGAGAUGGAGGUUGAGCAGCACACAUGCUGGAGCGGCCAAGAACUCGUAGAAAGUUAUGCAGGUCUUGUGGUUGGCAGCAGUUUAAAAGCCCAGAAGGAGAACCCAGAGAUGACCGUCCGUAAUACAGAUCCUGUGCUCAAGGGGGCGAAACAGAGGCUGGAGCAGCUAACACAGGAGGUGUUAGUGGACCUCGGCUGGGUGAGCAAAGCCAGAGGAAAGGAGGAGGAAGAGGAGGGAGGGAGCGCACAGACAGAGAGAGGCAGCGGAGACGACUGCGAUGAUGAAGAUGGCUGUGAAGCAUCUGGUGUGGAGAACGGUGAUACAUCCAGCGGUCGUAGUCCAGUGACAAAGGACAUUGCUCCUCCUCCUCCUCGUCGCCUCGUCCCUCCUCAUCACCUCUCACCACCACAGGUGGCUGUUCAAGGCUCAGCCCACACGCUGUCUGUUGAACCUUUGACCCUGGCGACCAUGCUGCUCCUACUGCUGUCACCGUGGGAACACCGCUGAUCACAGAGAGACGCUCUGACAGAGACAAAAAGACUGAGAGACAACCACAAAGGUUUUGUGGUGAAGUUGAGCAUUUGGAGUUUCUGUAAGCACAGGUCAAACCCACUCUGAUCGGUUUAUGUUUCGGGUGGGACAAUCUGUCGGUUCAUCACAGUUGCAGGUGCACAGUAUGCAUUUUAAUGUUACCUGUACUGACCUCUACGUGUUUGGUUAUGUGUAUUUAACUCUGAUAGGAUAGAUUGCACAGCACUACUGACGUUUUUGAAGAGAGAUGUAAAUACAAAUAUAUAUAUUAUAUAUUUAUAUGAAGAAUUUCUAUAGAUAACAAAGGCUUGAUGUGUAAAUAGAGAUUACAACAGAACAGAAGAGAUUGACUUGGAUGUUAAGCAGUGUUUUGUUUGGUUUGUAUCCCCCAUGGAGACUAAGAUCCAUGACAGCUAUAGUUCAAGCUGAAGGUCUUCACUGUAUAGCAGCAGUGUGCUCACAGUGAGGGCACUCUUGUGAGGACGUAUUAAUGUUGAAGAGAACAAAGCACUGAUAUGCAAAACAACCAAUUACGCAAUACUUCAGACCAUUUACAGAUGGCCACGCAGCAUAAUGAAGAAUUUGACAGUUUGGCCUGUAAAUCUGUGCGGACUAGAGCCCAUCCGGCACUUUUCUUUCACAGAAUCAUGCUCUUUUUAGUCAUGCAAGCUGGGUGAUUUAUUUUAUUUCUGCAGCAAGUACUGCAUGUUGAGAGUUUCAACUGUGUAACACUUGCUCAAAUGUUUAAUUCCUCCAAAAAUGACCAUUUAAUAGUUGAGAUCUCUCCCAAGAAACUGUGUCCUCUGGUAGUUUGACAUUUCUACACAUAUACAAACCUUUUAUGGUCUUGGUAGUUGUGGAAGAACUUAAGACUAUUUUCUUCUCAAGAUGUACAGCAUGCAGAGUUGUAAAAGGACUACAGAAAGGGAUGUAACAGCUUCAAUUUUAACUUCAAUUUCACUUGUAAACUACCACAGAUAUCUUGACAGAAAGUUCAGAGUAAAAAUAAGAAUAUCCUAACCAAUAAAAAGCACCAAAUACAAGGAAAUACUAAAUAUGGCCUGUAUGUAAGAGCAAAAAGACACAACCUCCUGCCAGAACAAUGAAUAAUUGAACAUCUUGUUGUCAUAUGUAAACACACACAAAACGUGUCACAGUGGCUGGUCUCCAUAUGUAUUAAUGAAAACUGCAAUAGUGAGAUAAUAUUUAAGACAUCUAACAAAAUACGUAUUAUAUAUUAAAGGCUUUUUCUGAGUCUGAUACACAUGUUAUCAGCUUGUCUCCAUCCAGUGAAGACAAGAGAUGGAGUAUAAGAGAGUGAUCAGAGUACAGCUGAGCCCUGGUCCAAACGUGAAUUAAAUGUAAUUCAUGUUAAUUAAGACUAUCAAGUCCUCUCGGCUCUCUGUCGAGUCUCAAACCCCCCAAACUACACACAACAAGCAGGACAGACAACUGGAAUACUGAUUAAUACAUUCAAAAUGAAGCAAAUGAACCAGCUGACUUUCUCCUCAUCAUUUUGUCCCAUAUAGUCUUUUGAAAAUUCCCUCAUAAAUGUAUCUACUGUCAUCACCUGAGACAGUUUAUUCAAUAAGGAAUGUGAGACGACUUCAAAAAUACCUUUAAGAGCCAACGUGUGUGAGUUAUCUGGGCAGCGAGCCCAAAUACCAUGUUAGCUGGCAGGAUGCUUUCACAACAUAAUUUGUCAAACAAGCGUGCUAUUAUUUGAUUACUAUUUAAACGUUAUACCCAAAUCAGAUGAGAUUUUGGAUUGGAGCCCGCCACUCCAUCCUUCACAGCUCUUGCUAGGCGGCCUCCAUAAACAAAACACCAACACGCACCCGUGCACAUACAGAUAAGUGGAUGUAUAAAAGAGUGGGCAAUUAACAGCAAUUUUGGAGUUAUGAAAAAUUUAAAAAGAAACAUUAUUUUAUAAACGUAUAAACUUGAAAACAUAAAAGCUCUCUUGGGUAAUAGUUCAAAUGUAAUCGUCCGGAAAGUGAAGAUGAACUGUAAGCCACUAACUGCUACUGUAUCUGUGGAUCACAGGUUUAAAUGAGAUAUAUUUGCAUUAAAUGACGUGGGACUCUUGUUAGUGCAUAUUUGUAUAUGAUACCGAGUGAUGUUUUUCACAUCAGCAUAGAAGUGACUUUCUGUUGUUCCUCUUGUACUGUGUUGACAUAAUGGUUCUCAGCAUGUGUGUUGAGGCACACUGGUGUGCCAUGGAGGGAGCUGUGCUGCGUGUCAUUGUCAAAUCAUUAAAUGUACUUUAUCAAGGUUUAACAGCUCUUUGUGUGUAGAAAUUCUAAUGUUGUUGUAGCAGUAUGCAGGAACACCAGGAUGCAAGAAACAACCAGUUAGCUACGGUAGUAUGGUUUCUCUCCCCACACUCUGAAAACUACUGUGCUAAUUUAUUCAACUUAACCAGUGACUCUCAUGUGAAAUUUUAUGAAACCUACUGUAAUCCAUGGUGUCCUGCUACUCUGUUGUGUCAUUAAUCUGCAGAUUAAUAUCCUCAGUAAUAAACAGUUUUCAAAUA
This is a messenger RNA of Perca fluviatilis (European perch), 4459 nucleotides long. RefSeq names its product glypican-5-like. The transcript is spliced from 12 exons. The record is from RefSeq and is a predicted model, not a curated record. Bases 16 to 1899 code for a protein of 627 amino acids. Gene Ontology annotation, cellular component: cell surface; plasma membrane; extracellular region. Lineage: Eukaryota; Metazoa; Chordata; Actinopteri; Perciformes; Percidae. Gene Ontology annotation, biological process: cell migration; regulation of protein localization to membrane; positive regulation of canonical Wnt signaling pathway.